AUGGGCCUGUGCGGGUCAUCGCGGGACAUCCAGCGCAGGGUAGCCCCACUCCACGCCUUGGGAAUGGGACUGACUGAGGCAAGGGUAGAGGCCGCUCCGGCCGCCCCCGGCGCUGCCGUCCCGGACGCCGCCGCCGGGGCAAGCGCCGUCGCCCCAGAUGCUGCUGGCCUCGCCGACGGUCCCGGCACGCGCGCCGCCGUCCUUGUUGAGGUCGCCGCGGACGUCGUCGACGCCAACGCGCGUCCCGACCCGUCCGCCGCCGCCACCGUCUCCGUCACGGCAGCCGGAGCAGGUGUUCCUGUCAUCGCCGCGUCCUUCAUCGCGGCCACCGAGGCUGGCGUCCCCGCUCCUGUCGUGGCCGCCGAAGCAGGCACCCCCACCUCCGCCGCCGCUGCUACCUUCGUUGCGGCUCCCUGGGCGGAUGUCCCCGCCUCCGCCGCCGCCGCUGCUUUCGUCGCAGCCACCGGGGCGGGCGUCCUCGCCUCCCCCACUGCCGCUGUCCCCGUCGUGGCCGCGGGGGCAGACUCUCUCUCCUCCGUCGCCACCGCCAUCCCCGUCAUGGUCGUUGGGGCAACCGCCUCCGUCUCCGGCACCGCCGUCGGAGCCGCAUGCUCCUCCUCCGCCUCGUCGUCGAGGUCUAUCACCACCCCAGUCGGAGGACCCCUAGGGGCAAUGCCCUGCCCCGCAGGGUCGGCCGAAGAGGUAGAGGGCGGAACAGGGGUCAGACCCUGCCCCGUGCCCGGCUGUGGCACCACUCCUCCAGUUGCGGCCACAGGAGCCACCUCCGCGGUAGGGUCCGCGGUCUCCCUGGUGACACCUCCGCUCGCUGCCGACAGGGUCGCGGUCCGUCCCGCGGAGGUGGAAGACACCCGCAGCGCCUUCUUCGGCGCCAGUGACGGAACGAAGUCCCGGGGGGGCGGCACUAUGAAACAACAAAAAAGAACAUCAGCAAAAAUGGCUCGAUGCCAGGAAAGGAACAAGACGCGCGAGGAAUUUCCACUUACACUCCCCCAGCAUGAGGGUGGCGCGUGCGCUUUGCCUCCGAGCCUGAUGCCCACCUCGGGGCAUCCGGCAACGGCCGCUUGCCGCUACUCCUCUGCUCCUGGGCCGCAGGCAGAGGGACGGGGGUCGGCUCCGUCGAUUCCUGAGGCGCGCUCCGCACCGACCCCUGGGGCGCGGCCCCAGAGCUUUGCGGGGCUGAGUCUCGGGCAGGUGGCCCACUCGCUUCGUCCCCCACGGCCGUUUGGGAGCGCGGCUCCCGGAUAA
Setaria italica (foxtail millet) is the source of this 1266-nucleotide messenger RNA. Its product is annotated as ice-structuring glycoprotein-like. Bases 1 to 1266 code for a protein of 421 amino acids. The transcript has a single exon. NCBI's taxonomy places the organism in Eukaryota, Viridiplantae, Streptophyta, Magnoliopsida, Poales, Poaceae. The record is from RefSeq and is a predicted model, not a curated record.